AUGAUCCCAGUCGCUCAUGCAAGCAGCAAAGAACGAUCCCUACGAGAAUGGCUUCUCAAGGCUGACCUUCCACAGGUCACUAUUAGAUCAAUCAUAGCUGGUCUUCUCAUUGGAUCCAUUGUCCUUUUUUCAAACUUUCAGUUUGGUCUACAAACCGGUUGGGUAUCCAUGAUGUCUCUUCCAUCAUCACUUUUGGCUUUUGCACUGUUUAGAACUCUCCAACAUAGCUACUCAGCAACAAAUAACUCAGACAGACCUAGGUUUUUGGCCUUUCUCGAUACCCCCUUCACUGACGUCGAAAACGUGUUUGUUCAAAGUUUAGCCGUGGCCGUGGGAACUGGACCCUUGGCUUUUGGCUUUGUCGGUGUCAUACCUGCAAUUGAAAAAUUCUUAACCCCAGAAGAAGCAGGGCUCUCACCAUCCUCCAGUAAUGAUCCUCCCAUCUUUUCGUUAUUUACUCGGAGAUCUGAACAAACAGGCGAUUCACCAAUCUCUUUUUCGUUAAUUCAACUAAUUAUGUGGUCAUCUGCUCUUGCCUUUUUUGGUGUUUUUUUCGGCGUCUUGCUUCGCAAACAAAUCAUUGUCAAAGAAAAGCUCCGAUUCCCAUCUGGCAGUGCAACAGCAACCAUGAUUGCAGUUCUUCAUCAAAAUGAAAUCUCAGAUAUUCAUGACGAUUAUGUUUCUCCAAACCAAUAUUCUUUAGAAGACGACUAUAAUUACGAUGACGACGACAACGACCCAGUUACCCAAGAUCCAGGCUAUGAUUCAAUGUCUAAUAUUGAUACCGACAGUGAGGAUCCCAAUCAGGAAAUUAUGAGACCUUCAGAUACUUCACGCUUAGAACACUUGUCUAAAAAAAUUUAUUCUGAAAAUAUCCGUAUUUUGCUUUUCUCUUUUGCUGUUUCUGCUUCAUACUCACUAUUUUCUUACUUUUUCCCUAUCUUAAGAAACAUUCCACUUUUUGGUAAAAACUUGGCGAAAAACUACCUCUGGACUUUCCAGCCAUCUCCUGCAUAUGUCGGACAGGGUAUCAUUAUGGGGCUGCCAACAGUCUCUGCAAUGCUAUUUGGAGCAAUUCUUGGAUGGGCCAUCUUGGGACCCAUGGCUCAGCGCAAUGGAUGGGCUACAGGCCCAGUUGAUGAUUGGAAAACUGGAGCACAAGGUUGGAUCUUAUGGGUUUCACUUGCAAUAAUGGUUGCAGAUACAGUGGUUUCAUUUUUAACCAUAACUGGAAUUUCACUUCAAAAAGCAGUCUUUCGGAAUAAUAGCAACAGUAAUACUGCUACAACCACCCAAAACUCAGAAGGAACAAGAUUAAAACUUAAAAAUGUGUUUAAUAUUAUCGAUCGGUUUAUCAAGGCAAAGGGGAGUUUAAGUUUUACUUCAUCUGAAAGCCAGCAGCAGCAGCAGCAGCAACAGCAACAGCAUAACGGCUACACCACAUUGAACACUGAAGCGGAUUCUUUUGAUUCAUCUAAAAGUUUAAACGAAGACACAGACUCGGAACCAGAUGCUGAACCAAGGCACAUUGUUGGAAUUUCGUUUGCUGUAUUGGGCUUAGUUCUGUCUUGUCUUUAUUGUGUCGUUGCUUUAAAACUGACCUUUUUACUGCCAACUCGAGAAACAUUGACGCUUCCAUCUUUUCAUUUUCAAAUGCCUGUAAUACCUGUGAUUGCUGCGGUGCUUCUGGCGCUUCUCCUUGCCAUUCUGGGUGUCAGGGCUUUGGGCGAAACUGAUUUGAAUCCAGUAUCUGGAAUUGGCAAAAUCUCUCAACUUAUCUUUGCAGUGCUUGUCCCACCCAAGACUCAUCCUGCAGCUGUUUUGAUUAACUUGGUUGCUGGCGGUGUAACAGAGGCUGGUGCUCAACAAGCUGGAGAUUUGAUGCAGGACCUUAAAACUGGUCAUCUCAUUGGAGCUUCCCCCAGAGCUCAGUUUAUUGCUCAAGUUAUUGGGUCUAUUUGGUCUGUAAUUUUGUCUGCUAUCGUUUACAGACUUUAUGAUACUGUCUACAAAAUUCCUGGUGACACAUUUAGAAUUCCUACUGCAGUUGUAUGGAUUGACUGUGCAAGACUUGUCACCGGGAAAGGGCUUCCGCCUAAAGUAAGUCGCUACGCUUGGGGAUUUGGUCUUGUUUUUGCUUUUUUGGCUAUGAUUAAAACCAUAGCCCCUACACUUGUAUCUCGCUACAACAAAAACACUUCUGAAAGUGAACCCGAGAUAACUGAAACACCUUCAGCUAGAGCCAAGGGUAAAGGUAUUACAAGACACUUUUCUAAUAAUAGUUCAUUGCUAGGGACUACUACGGACUUUUCAAGUUCUAACAUAAACAAUGAAGACUCAUUGGAUAUUACAAUAACAGAUGCUGGAACUUCUACAUCUCAUGAGCCUUCUUCAUUCAAUGUACAAGUUCCACCUGAAGAUUUAGUAGACGAAUACGUAGACACUGCCACUACUGCCGAAAUACCUUCCUCUUCUUCCGGACAUCAAACUUUAAAUACCAUAAAUAACAACUUGGUGAUGCCUUUGGGGGGUGAUGUACUAAUGUCAGCAUCAGCUUCGCGGUGGUCUUCUUCUGUUGGCGAGCCGCUUGGAGCUCUUCUACUGGACUCGACCAAAACGGCAUGGGCGUUUUUCAUACGUAUUGCCUCGCACUGCAUUUUCCAGGCUGCUGUCCAUGCAAGAUUCAUUCCAUCUGGAGUGGCGGUAGGCAUUGGAAUUUAUAACACCCCAUCUUUUACUCUUGCCCGUUUUUUGGGCGGACUUUUUGCUGCAUAUUGGGUUCGACUAAAAAAUAACAGUGAUAAUGAUGCGACCUUGAAGCUUGUGGUUCUUUCGUCCGGACUGGUAUUGGGUGAGGGCGUCUUUAGCAUUAUUUCUUUGAUUAUGACGAGUAUUGGAGUUCCUCAUUUUUAA
Molecule: messenger RNA, 2913 nt
Organism: Magnusiomyces paraingens
Lineage: Eukaryota; Fungi; Ascomycota; Dipodascomycetes; Dipodascales; Dipodascaceae
Exons: 2
Coding region: 1-2913 (970 amino acids)
Cellular component (GO): fungal-type vacuole membrane
Molecular function (GO): oligopeptide transmembrane transporter activity
Source: RefSeq, a predicted model, not a curated record